UCGGGGUCCUUCCCGUCGGGGCUUUCCCCCGCCCCGCCCACCGGUUGUCUGUCUGCGCCGGGUGCUGUGGCAGCCGGGGUCGCGGGAGUCGCCGCCAUGCACGACGCCUUCGAGCAUGUGCCGAUCCUGGAGAAGCUGCCGUUGCAGAUCGACUGCCUGGCGGCCUGGGAGGAAUGGCUCCUUGUUGGUACCAAACAAGGGCAUCUUCUGCUUUACAGGAUCAAGAAAGACGUAGGAGAGGUUAUGUCAUCAGAAAGUGUCUGUUGCAAUAGGUUUGAAGUGACACUAGAGAAAUCCAACAAGAAUUUCUCAAAGAAGAUUCAGCAGAUUCAUGUUGUCUCUCAAUUUAAAAUUUUGGUCAGUCUAUUAGAAAAUAACAUUUAUGUUCAUGACCUGUUGACAUUUCAACAAAUCACCACCGUUUCCAAGGCAAAAGGUGCAUCUCUCUUCACUUGUGACCUCCAGCAAUCAGGUACAGGGGAAGAGGUGCUGAGAAUGUGUGUGGCAGUGCGUAAGAAGCUACAGCUUUAUUUUUGGAAGGACAGAGAGUUCCAUGAACUACAGGGGGACUUCAGUGUGCCUGACGUACCCAAGUCUAUGGCCUGGUGUGAAAACUCCAUCUGUGUAGGCUUCAAGAGGGACUAUUACCUGAUACGGGUGGAUGGAAAAGGAUCCAUCAAAGAACUGUUUCCCACAGGGAAGCAACUGGAACCAUUGGUAGCUCCUGUAGCAGAUGGAAAAGUUGCAGUUGGCCAAGAUGAUCUGACAGUUGUGCUUAAUGAAGAAGGGGUCUGUACUCAGAAAUGUGCCUUGAAUUGGACAGAUAUUCCUAUAGCCAUGGAACACCAGCCUCCCUACAUCAUUGCUGUUCUGCCAAGGUAUGUGGAGAUCCGCACUUUUGAACCCCGGCUGCUGGUACAGAGCAUUGAGCUGCAGAGACCACGCUUCAUCACCUCUGGAGGAACAAAUAUUAUAUACGUGGCAAGUAAUCACUUUGUUUGGCGGCUCAUUCCGGUGUCCAUAGCAACACAGAUCCAGCAGCUUCUGCAGGACAAACAGUUUGAGUUGGCUUUGCAGUUGGCAGAAAUGAAAGAUGAUUCAGAUAGUGAGAAGCGACAACAAAUUCACCACAUAAAGAACCUCUUUGCCUUCAACCUUUUCUGCCAGAAGCGCUUUGAUGAAUCUAUGCAAGUUUUUGCCAAGCUCGGUACAGAUCCCACUCAUGUGAUGGGUCUGUAUCCUGACCUCCUGCCCACAGAUUACAGGAAACAGCUACAGUAUCCCAACCCCCUGCCAGGGCUCUCUGGGGCAGAGCUGGAGAAGGCACAUUUAGCUCUGAUAGACUACCUAACUCAAAAAAGAAGUCAGCUAGUGAAGAAGCUAAAUGAUUCUGACCAUCAGUCCAGUACCUCACCACUCAUGGAAGGAACACCCACGAUCAAAUCCAAAAAGAAGCUGCUACAAAUCAUUGAUACCACCCUGUUAAAGUGUUACCUGCAUACAAAUGUAGCACUGGUGGCACCACUGCUACGUCUGGAGAACAAUCACUGCCAUAUUGAGGAGAGUGAGCAUGUACUAAAGAAGGCACACAAAUAUAGUGAGCUGAUAAUACUGUAUGAGAAAAAAGGUCUACAUGAGAAAGCACUACAGGUACUGGUGGAUCAGUCAAAGAAAGCCAACUCGCCUUUGAAGGGUCAUGAGAGGACAGUGCAAUAUCUGCAGCAUUUGGGCACAGAAAACUUGCAUUUGGUAUUUUCCUACUCAGUCUGGGUGCUAAGAGAUUUUCCUGAAGAUGGACUGAAGAUAUUUACAGAAGACCUCCCUGAAGUGGAAGCUUUGCCACGGGACAAAGUGCUCAGUUUCUUGAUAGAAAAUUUUAAAAGCUUGACUAUUCCUUAUCUGGAACACAUCAUUCAUGUUUGGGAAGAAACCGGUGCAGACUUUCACAACUGUCUGAUCCAACUGUAUUGUGAGAAAGUGCAGGGCUUAAUGAAAGAGUAUCUCAAUUCUUUCCCUGCAGAUAGAACUCCAGUGCCUGCUGGGGAGGAAGGAGGAGACUUGGGCGAUUACCGUAAAAAGCUUCUACUUUUUCUGGAGAAGUCUAGCUGGUAUGAACCUGGUCGGCUAAUUAGUGACUUCCCCUUUGAUGGUCUCCUAGAAGAACGUGCUCUGCUCUUGGGUCGUAUGGGGAAGCAUGAGCAAGCUCUUUUUAUUUAUGUUCAUAUUUUGAAGGACACCAACAUGGCUGAAAACUACUGCCAUAAACAUUACGACAGAAAUAAAGAUGGCAGCAAAGAUGUCUAUCUGUCACUGCUCCGGAUGUAUCUCUCCCCACCUAGUGUUCAUUGCCUGGGACCAAUCAAGAUGGAAGUACUGGAGCCUCAAGCCAAUCUGCAGGCUGCUCUGCAGGUUUUGGAACUACAUCACAGCAAACUGGAUACCACUAAGGCAAUAAACCUACUCCCAGCAAAUACACAGAUUAGUGAGAUUCGCAUCUUCUUAGAGAAAGUCCUUGAAGAAAAUGCUCAGAAGAAAAGAUUUAAUCAAGUGCUCAAGAAUCUUCUCCAUGCAGAGUUUCUGAGGGUCCAGGAGGAGCGGAUCUUGCAUCAGCAAGUGAAGUGUAUUAUUACAGAGGAGAAGGUGUGCACUGUUUGUAAAAAGAAGAUAGGUAACAGUGCAUUUGCUCGAUACCCUAAUGCAAUAGUUGUGCAUUAUUUCUGCUCCAAAGAAGUCAACACACUCGACACCUGACCUUGUCGUGGUCAAUAAUUCCAGCACUUAUAUGAAAUUCAGUACUGAUGACUUAAGAAGUUGAUGUGUCUGAGAUUUUUGAGGCUUGUUGCUAGGUUCUCUUACACUGGGUAGGAGUCAUUUGUAUAUGUGGACUGACUGUACCUACCUGGCAAUAUUGAUUUACUAGAAAAUUACUUUAACCAAGUUGUUACAGUGCUGGCAACUACUCUCAGUACUCAGAUGAAGAAUAGAAAUUGAUUUUUGUAGUGAGUUUUGUAAUGCACUCCAGCCUUGCAAAUGAACUGUUAGACAACUGUUGGACGUUCACCACAAAUCAAGUUUUACAAUAAAACGUACUUUCUUAGGGUGAAAAUGUUGUGAUUUGGCCUUGUAUGUAAAUAUUUAUUAAAAAAAAUAAAAUUCCUCUAAAGUCUGUGCAGCUAUAUCAGCAUUGCAAGGAGAUCAUCAAGUGUUUGCCAUAGAGGAGGCUUCUGUGUCUAUUUCUAGACAUAGAAAGUAUAAUUUUACUUUCAUCUCAGUGACAGAAAUGUUUAAGUGCUGGCCAAAGGACUCUUUAUUGAUAUUCAGUGUUAUUGCCUGACCUUCAGAUAAAAAGUUGUUUCACAGGAGGUAGUCAGACAAACAGUAGAUAUCACUAGUAAGCUUUUUUCUUUUCGCUUUAGUUUGAGAGCUUUAAAUUGAAAUAACUUGUGUGUUGUUUGCCCUGAAUACGUUCCCUCUUAGCUUUAGUGGAAGCUCAAAUACUAUUUGAAGAAGUUCAUACCUGCACUCGUAGCAAAAUACAGAGAACACCCUCUAAAGCAAUUUCUGGAAGGAGUGAACUCUGGUUAUUGCUUGAGCUUCUAGACUAUGCUUGAGAUUUAUGUAUAUAAAUUCUUUAGUCUCUGGCUCACUUUCCAGCACUGAAGUAAAAUCCAGACUGUUUCAACAUAUGUCUAUUUUAAGUGCUCUAGAACUGUGUUCUGCUCAGGCUGGUACUGUUCUUAAAUUACUCUUGGGCCAGAAGUCUUAACACAAGAACUAGAUUGUACCACACUCACUGUAGGCUGUAAUAUUUUUGUCUAACUUAUUUUUUCAAAAGCAUAAAAUAGCAGAUUGGUAGAGGGGUAUUAAAAUGUUUGGUGCAGAAAGAAUCUGUGGAGAGUGAUAAUGAAAAGGCAGCAGUAGCAAAUAACCCAAUAGAGUAGCUAUUUGACUCCCGACACCUUGCUCUAGCAACACUUUUAUAAAUAUGGUAUCAUUAAAUAGUAUGAUCAUGGCAUGUAAUUACCAGAUAUCACAUCUUUAUGAAUACAUCCUGUAAGCCUAAGAUGUAGUUGGAUCUCAGUUAACAUUAUAGGUUUACUUAAGCCUUUAUGUGAAUGUUUUUUAGGAACAGAUCUGCUGUAAGCUGACGAGUCCUAAUUCACUUUCCCUUGCCAGUAUUAGUAGUUUCCCUUGAUAACUGUUUUUUGCUUUUCCACAUGUGUUUUGUAUUUAUUGUUCAUAUAUUGUUCAUGCAUUCUUAUGGAUUUCUUUGUCCAGUGUUUUGCUACUUCUGUACUUGGAUGUCUUUCUGCAGAGGCUGGGUAGAGGGACUCUGUGGUGUUAAUGUUUUUAAACUUGUAUUUCUUCUAUUUGAAGAAGAGAGCCUAAAAAUACUUAUACUGGAUUUGCACAUUCUGUAUAGAUCUUUAUAUACUGGUUCAGGUACAGAGGGAAGGUGGUUUGGGAGAGCUGUGUUUACAGGUAAUUGAGAAUGAAAGAAGGGUAUUAAAAAAGACCCUGUAUUCUUUGUAUACAGAUAUAACAAUAUUACUCUGAUUUUUACCAUUAGAAUGAGUUUUAUUUACCUUCAUUUUCUGUUACCAGGAGAGCUGUACUCACAUAUGAAGAUCUUCAUUGUGCUCUUACUUACAGGUCUAAGGUUGUGCCUCUCUUCAUCUCCACUGCAUACCUUUUACAGAGAUGUGUUUCGUGCUGUAAUUUGUUUUUCUUGGUUCAUAUAGUGUGGUUUGGGUUUACUAACCAUACAGCAGGUUUAUCUAAAGCAAUAGGUUGUAAUAAAUAUUGUGAAGCAGUGUGUGUUUCAGUCAUUGUGCAGUUAAGCUUCUCUGGGCUGCUGUAGAUUUUAUUUUCCACUUUGUCCUGGAAGUCAGACUCAAUGCAGGGAUUCUCAGUAUCCCUUCCACUUUAAUAUGUGUGAAUGAAACGUAGCCAUGUCAUCAAUUCUCAGCUUAGGUUUUCAAAUCUACAAGUUUAUAGAUGCUUGUGAAUGUUCUCAAAAUCCUACUAAAACCACUUUUGUAUUCUCUCUUUGAAUAAUGUUUUUGAAAGUCUUAUGCCAUUAAAUAUGUACUUAUUAGAGAAUGCUAAA
Messenger RNA from Pipra filicauda (Wire-tailed manakin), 5110 nucleotides. It is a transcript of the gene VPS39, whose product is annotated as VPS39 subunit of HOPS complex. The transcript has 26 exons. Gene Ontology annotation, biological process: endosomal vesicle fusion; vesicle-mediated transport; autophagy. NCBI's taxonomy places the organism in Eukaryota, Metazoa, Chordata, Aves, Passeriformes, Pipridae. Gene Ontology annotation, cellular component: cytoplasm; membrane. The coding region runs from base 97 to 2751 and encodes 884 amino acids. Gene Ontology annotation, molecular function: protein binding. The record is from RefSeq and is a predicted model, not a curated record.